This is a messenger RNA of Scatophagus argus, 2632 nucleotides long. RefSeq names its product bone morphogenetic protein 7b (gene bmp7b). The record is from RefSeq and is a predicted model, not a curated record. Lineage: Eukaryota; Metazoa; Chordata; Actinopteri; Scatophagidae. Gene Ontology annotation, biological process: SMAD protein signal transduction. The transcript has 7 exons. Bases 327 to 1610 code for a protein of 427 amino acids. Gene Ontology annotation, cellular component: extracellular region. Gene Ontology annotation, molecular function: growth factor activity; cytokine activity.
CCCAGCACACAGCGCCUCCUCAGAACUUGCUCGUGUCCGCUCGCAGCCUCCACUCUGCAGUUGCAGGCUGCACAACGCUUGGUAGCAGUUGGCCACAGGUUGUGGAUGAGGGCAGGGGACCGCGCGAAGACUAUCUGCCCAGAAAAGCAAUCAAUAAAAGGACUUUGAAGUGAAGUUUAUGUUUUAUUUGUGAGCACUUCACUCAACAUGAGGGACCGUACUUGACUUUGGAUAUUGAACGCAGGCUGCCUGUCGCUAAAAGUUCAAUAUCCAUUUUCCAGAGUUUCGGCGAACAGAACUGGGCGCAAUUACGCACGGCGAGUACCAUGGCACCGAUUUUGGAUAGACGUACUCCCGCUUUGCUCUUGAUUUGGAGCUACUGCGUCCUGGCAGACACAGCUUUUACGAACUUUACUUUGGACAACGAGUUCCACUCUAGUUUCAUCCACCGUCGGCUGAAGAGCCAGGAGCGCAGAGAGAUGCAGCGGGAGAUCCUUUCGAUCUUGGGGCUGCCUCACCGGCCGCGUCCCCACCUCCAUGGAAAGCACAACGCUGCCCCGAUGUUUAUGCUGGACUUGUACAACGCCAUGUCCACAGAAGGGGACGAGGACAGAUACUCCUACCCCUACAAGCCUGUCUUCACCACCCAGGGCCCCCCGAUAGCCAGCCUCCAAGACAACAACUUCUUAAACGAUGCAGACAUGGUCAUGAGCUUUGUCAAUUUAGUGGAGCAUGAUAAGGAAUUCCUACCAGUGCGGCGGCAUCACAAAGAGUUCCGAUUCGACCUAUCACGGAUCCCAGAGGGCGAGGCGGUCACCGCUGCUGAGUUUCGUAUAUAUAAAGACUUCAUCCACGAACGUUACGAUAAUGAGACCUUCCGCAUCAGCGUCUAUCAGGUGCUGGAGGAACACUCUGAUAGGGAGUCAGACCUGUUUCUGCUGGACUCACGGGUGAUCUGGGCUGCAGAGGAGGGCUGGUUGGUGUUUGACGUGACAGCCACGAGUAACCACUGGGUCCUGAACCCCGGCAGGAACCUGGGUCUACAGCUGGCCCUGGAGAGCACAAAUGGUGAGAGCAUCAAUCCUCGUGUGGCAGGGCUGAUUGGUCGCAGUGGGCCUCAGAAUAAACAGCCCUUCAUGGUGGCCUUUUUCAAAGCCACUGAGGUGCACCUGCGAAGCAUCCGUUCAGCGCCAGGGGGGGCCAAACAGCGAAACCCCAACCGCUCCAAAGGGGCAAAAAGCCAAGAGGCGCUCAGAGUGGCCAAUGUUGCAGAAAACAGCAGCACUGAUCAGAAGCAGGCAUGUAAGAAGCAUGAGCUCUACGUCAGUUUCAGAGACUUGGGGUGGCAGGACUGGAUCAUCGCUCCAGAGGGAUAUGCGGCGUACUAUUGUGAGGGAGAGUGUGCCUUCCCUCUGAACUCCUACAUGAACGCCACAAACCAUGCCAUUGUGCAAACACUUGUUCAUUUUAUUAACCCGGAGACGGUUCCUAAGCCUUGUUGUGCCCCCACACAGCUCCAUGCCAUCUCAGUGCUCUACUUUGACGACAGCUCUAACGUCAUCCUCAAGAAAUACCGCAACAUGGUGGUCAGAGCUUGUGGCUGCCAUUAGACUGUCAGCAUAUUCACGCAGAGACACACUAACACACACACACACACACACACACACAGAAGUAGAGGUGGCGUCUCUUUGCUGUUGAGUAUGGAUUACAAAUUGUAAGACUGACACGUAAUCUGAGAGUUCAAGUGGGGAGUGCAGGAGAGGCUCUCGUUACGUCUUCAAGGUUGUGCUGAAGUAAACACGAUGCUGAGCGGCCGAACAGGAAUUUCUAUGAAGUUUAGACUCCUCACCACAAGCACACACAGACACGCACAAACAAACACACACGCUCACACACACACACGUUUGUGCUUUCUACUGUGUAUACAAGACAUUAAAAAGCAGUGAUUGUACUGUAUAUUCAUUCACAGUCAACAAUCUUUUACUUCAGUAACUGUCAUUGUAGUUCAUUCUUUUACUGUAGAUUUUAUUAUAUAUAUAUAUAUAUAUAUAUGUAUGUAUAUAUAUAUUUUUAUGACUGAGAAACCCAGAUGGAUGUCCUGAAUUUCUUUCAUGUACAAUACCGUGUAAAUAAUUUUUUUCAAACAAAACAAGAAGUGUAUUUAUUUCCUGGAUUGUCACUUGUGUUUUCUCCUGUAUGUAAUGCUGCCUGUUUUCUUUCACACACAAACUCUUGAGGAAAUGAAAACAGUUUUUACAGAAAACUCUCUCUGUGCCACAAGUGUACAUCUACUCUACACGCCGAUGGUGGGAGGCAAUUGACAACUUGGACCUGUGGAAAUAUCUGCAUAUUUCAUCGGUCGGAGCUUUUUUCCCUGACGCACAUUUUUAUAGCAAUGAUCAGCUGAACUGCCAGAGAGAGAGCGAGAGAAGGGCUUUGUACAAAGCAUUUUGUUCUGUGUGCUAGACAUCUUCAGGUUUAUAUUCCUCUGCUGUAAUACAAUCUGUCAUAUUUAAAAGGUCUAUUUAUUGAGAGCUGGCUAAGACAUUCGACAGUGUUCUCCGAUGUCUCAACCAUGUUUUACUGCUGAACUGGUACAACAAUAAACUGGGAGAAAAGCAACAAAACCACA